AUGACUGGACGACUUCCAGCUGUUGUUAUUGAUAAUGGAACUGGCUAUACAAAGCUUGGUUAUGCAACAAACAACGAACCACAAUUUAUCAUUCCAUCAGCAAUUGCGGUUCGAGAAAGACCUGGAGGUGUUAGAGUUGGACAAGCUGGAGAAGAUUUAGAUUUUUAUAUUGGAGAUGAAGCAUUUAGUGCCAAAGGAUACUCUGUGAAAUACCCGAUAAGACACGGUAUUGUAGAAGAUUGGGAUUUGAUGGAAAAAUAUUGGGAACAAUGUUUAUUUAAAUAUUUACGCUGUGAUCCAGAACCGCCGUUGAAUACACCAGAGAAUCGUGAAUAUACGGCGGAAAUUAUGUUUGAAUUAUUCAAUGUACCCGGUUUAUACAUCGCAUUACAGGCUACAUUAGCACUCUACGCAUCAUGGAUCGCUAGUGAUGUUAAAAAUAUGCUAACUGGACUUGUCAUCGAUUCUGGUGAUGGUGUUACUCAUGUUGUUCCAGUUGCCGAAGGAUAUUUAAUUGGUAGUAGUAUUAAACAUAUACCAAUAUCUGGUCGUGAUAUAACAUAUUUUGUUCAAACAUUAUUACGAGAACGAGAACCAACGAUACCUCCCGAGCAAUCAUUAGAAACAGCAAAAGCAAUUAAAGAACGUUAUUGUUACGUUUGUCCGGAUAUUGCUAGAGAAUUUUCUAAAUAUGAUGAAGAUCCAAGAAAAAAUUAUUUAAAAUAUACCGGAAUUAAUUCUGUUACAAAACACCCAUUUUCCGUUGAUGUUGGCCAUGAGAGAUUUAUGGGUCCAGAAAUUUUCUUUCAGCCAGAAUUUUCUAAUCCAGAAUAUAACACAUCUUUGUCAAAACUGGUUGAUGACACUAUUCAAGACUGUCCUAUUGAUGUACGAAGAAAACUAUAUAGUAAUAUUGUCUUAUCUGGAGGAAGUACGAUGUUUAAAGGUUUUGAUAAACGAUUGAAACGAGAUGUUCAGCGUCUAGUUGAUUUAAGACUAAAGGAAUCAGAAGAAAUUAGCAAACAUAAACCUGAUCCCAUUGAUGUUAAAGUUGUUGCCCAUGCAAUGCAACGGUAUGCCGUAUGGUUUGGUGGAAGUUUAGCAGCUAGUACAUCAAGCUUUUAUGAAGUGUGUCAUACAAAGCUUGAGUAUGAAGAGAAAGGACCAAGUAUUUGUCGAUAUAAUCCUGUGUUCACUUUGGUAUGA
This is a messenger RNA of Didymodactylos carnosus, 1206 nucleotides long. Lineage: Eukaryota; Metazoa; Rotifera; Eurotatoria; Philodinida; Philodinidae. The record is from the annotation of a GenBank genome assembly.